AUGGGUAGCACUGGACCAUCAAGCUUUCUGCAGCAGCUCGUGUUACAGGCGCAAAUACUGGCCAAUCUACAGUGGCUAUGCGAGUUCCAAGUGUUGGCCUGCAUCCCGCUGGAUGGAGAGGUCGCCUUUGAAGAAGUCGCCGACAUCAGCAAUGUACCGGUGGAUCAUCUGCAGCGAGUGGUGCGUUUGAUGACGACCGCAGGCUUCCUUCGAGAGCAAACUAGCGGGCAUGUUUCUCACACUGCCUUGUCAGCCUCAUUUGUCACGGAGCCAGAUCUCUUGGACGCAGCGCUAUUCCUAGCUCAAGUUGCGGUACCGGCGGCUUUGAAGACGUCCCAUAUGGCGCAUCAGUCCGCUCCAUACAGCCAUGACCAGCUGUCAGCGAUGGCUGUUCAGCCGGAGGGCAGGCUGAUGGGCCUAGCCGGGGAUUUCGAUCCUUCUCAGCCCAAGAUCCACCGCCAGUUCGCAGCUUAUCUGGCCCACGGGAUUCUCGACGAAUCCUCCGCAGUCGAUGAGGUGCUUAAGCUGAUAGACUGGGAUGCUAUCGGGGCAACAACGGUGGUUGAUGUCCACCCCCAGUCGACGGCCACCGUCGCCAAACUUGCCGCACUUGCGCCCGCUGUCCAAUUUAUCGUGCAAACGAGUUCCCCAAGCAAUGGCCAUUCGGGAUUGAUGACGGGAUCAGAUGGUGGCAAUGGCGGCCCAUCUUGGAUGACUUCGCACCUACCAGCCUCGAUCGGAAAUCGCGUUACGGUACAGACGCGGCCAGCGGCGGCCUCGCAAACGGUCCUCGGGGCAGCUCUAUACAUUCUGCGAAUUCCUUCACCAUCCCCAGGUCUUUCGUGGGCGACCAUACGCAGUCAGACCAUUUUGGAACUGCAGGCUCAUCUCCAAGUUCUUCGCGCACGGUCGAGUUCCCGCCUUAUGCUAACUGUUUUGGUAAUUCCCCCGCCUGGCACUAUCGACCAGGGAACAGAUGCAAUGGUGCGCGUUCGCGAACUUUCCCUGCUACAACUGACCAACGAGCGACUGCCGAGUAAGACAGAGAUCAUCGACCUUGUAACCAGUAUAAGAGACUUGGCGGGCGGACUAGUCCUCAGCCGGGAAAUCUACGCCCAAGCCAGCGCAGCAACCGGGCUGGAAGUGAAGUAUCAACCAUCGAAUGAAAGGGGCCGCUGA
This is a messenger RNA of Aspergillus puulaauensis, 1179 nucleotides long. RefSeq lists its product as uncharacterized. The record is from RefSeq and is a predicted model, not a curated record. The transcript is spliced from 3 exons. NCBI's taxonomy places the organism in Eukaryota, Fungi, Ascomycota, Eurotiomycetes, Eurotiales, Aspergillaceae. Gene Ontology annotation, molecular function: methyltransferase activity. The coding region runs from base 1 to 1179 and encodes 392 amino acids.